This is a messenger RNA of Mesoplodon densirostris (Blainville's beaked whale), 4269 nucleotides long. It is a transcript of the gene TMF1, whose product is annotated as TATA element modulatory factor 1. Bases 217 to 3498 code for a protein of 1093 amino acids. Lineage: Eukaryota; Metazoa; Chordata; Mammalia; Artiodactyla; Ziphiidae. The record is from RefSeq and is a predicted model, not a curated record. The transcript has 17 exons. Gene Ontology annotation, cellular component: endoplasmic reticulum; Golgi apparatus.
GAGCCUUCCGUCUCAGCUGUGAGGAAAGCGCCAAGGGUAACGUCCCCGGCUCGGGGGAGACCUGCGGGGUCAUGGCUCCCCGCUGACAGGGCCCGCCGAGUGGAGAAGGGGGCGAGGCUCUCCGUGGACCCUCCGCCGGGUCCGCGGCAGUCGACUUGUCCCUCGGCCUUCCAGUUCGGUGCUGCCGCUGCCGCCGGCGGCGGCUGAGGAGGGGAUAUGAGCUGGUUCAACGCCUCCCAGCUCUCCAGCUUCGCCAAGCAGGCCCUGUCUCAGGCCCAGAAGUCCAUCGACAGGGUCCUGGACAUCCAGGAAGAGGAGCCGAGCGCCUGGGCCGAGACCAUUCCGUACGGAGAGCCGGGAAUAAGUCUCCCUGUCAGUGGAGGAUGGGAUACUUCAACCUGGGGGUUAAAAUCCAACACUGAACCUCAGAAUCAACCGGUAGCCUCUCCUAAAGCAAUUACAAAGCCAGUUCGGAGAACUGUGGUAGAUGAAUCUGAAAAUUUCUUCAGUGCCUUUCUCUCUCCCACCGAUGUCCAGACCAUUCAGAAGAGUCCAGUGGUAUCAAAACCACCAGCUAAAUCACAGAGACCAGAAGAAGAAGUGAAAAGCACCUUACAGGAGUCCUUGCACGCUGGACAGUCAAGAACAACUGAAGCGGCUGAGUCCAAAGUAGAAGACUCUCCUCCAUUUGUAUCGGGGGAAACUCUGGCAGCCAGUACUCUGUCUCCUAAAACUGAGGGCAAGCAUGAAGAAACUCUUAAUAAAGAAUCUGAUACAAAGGUGUCAGCAGUACAUUUAAAAGUAUCUGAAAGUGUAAUUAAUGUGAAAACAACUAGGGAACAUGUAUCUAAUAUGCCUACACAGCCUCUUACAGCGGAAACAAAGGACAUGGCUUUGGAAUCUAAGGAGCAAAAACAUGAAGACAGACAGAGCAAUACACCUUCUCCUCCUGUUAGUACCUUCUCAUCAGGUACUUCUACCACUAGUGAUAUUGAAGUUUUAGAUCAUGAAAGUGUAAUAAGUGAGAGCUCAGCAAGUUCGAGACAAGAGACUACAGAUUCAAAAUCAAGUCUGCACUUGAUGCAGACAUCCUUUCAGCUUCUCUCAGCAUCUGCUUGUCCUGAAUAUAAUCGUUUAGAUGAUUUCCAAAAACUCACUGAGAGUUGCUGCUCAUCUGAUGCUUUUGAAAGAAUAGACUCGUUUAGUGUACAGUCAUUAGAUAGCCGUAGUGUAAGUGAAAUUAAUUCAGAUGAUGAAUUGUCAGGCAAAGGAUAUGCUUUAGUACCUAUUAUAGUUAAUUCUUCAACUCCAAAGGCUAAAACAGUUGAAUCUGUUGAAGGAAAACCUGAGGAAGCAAAUGAAACAUUAAUUAUGCCCACUGAAGAAACAGAAAUGGAAGAAAGUGGACGAAGUGCAACUCCUGUUAACUGUGAACAGCCUGAUAUCUUGGUUUCUUCUACACCAGUAAAUGAAGGGCAUACUGUCCUAGACAAGGUGGCUGAGCAGCCCGAAGCUCCUGAAAGUGAGCCAGAAGCACUUUCUGAGAAGGAAGAUGUAUUCAAGACAGUUGAAUUUCUGAAUGAGAAACUGGAUAAAAGGGAAGCUCAGUUAUUAUCUCUUAGUAAAGAAAAAGCACUUCUAGAAGAAGCUUAUGAUAAUCUGAAAGAUGAAAUGAUCAGAGUGAAAGAAGAGAGCAGCAGCAUUUCUUCCUUGAAAGAUGAGUUUACUCAAAGAAUUGCAGAAGCAGAAAAGAAAGUUCAGCUAGCCUGCAAAGAGAGAGAUGCUGCUAAAAAGGAAAUCAAAAGUAUAAAAGAAGAACUUGCUACUAGAUUAAAUAGUAGUGAAACGGCAGACCUUUUGAAAGAGAAAGAUGAGCAGAUCCGAGGGUUAAUGGAAGAAGGAGAAAAACUUUCAAAACAGCAGCUGCAUAAUUCUAACAUCAUUAAGAAAUUAAGAGCUAAAGACAGAGAAAAUGAAAAUAUUAUUGCAAAGCUGAACAAAAAAGUUAAAGAGCUAGAAGAAGAGUUACAACAUUUAAAACAGGUCCUUGAUGGCAAAGAAGAGGUUGAGAAACAACAUAGAGAAAAUAUUAAGAAACUAAAUUCUGUGGUAGAACGCCAAGAGAAGGAUCUGGGCCGACUUCAAGUAGAUAUGAAUGAACUUGAAGAAAAGAACCGAAGUAUUCAAGCUGCUCUUGAUAGUGCAUACAAAGAACUUACUGAUCUCCACAAAGCCAAUGCUGCAAAGGAUAGUGAGGCCCAGGAAGCUGCUCUAAGUUGUGAAAUGAGAGCUAAAGAAGAACUUUCUGCAGCACUGGAGAAGGCCCAAGAAGAAGCCCGUCAGCAGCAAGAAACAUUAGUGAUUCAAGUGGGGGACCUUAGGCUGGCACUGCAACGUGCAGAACAAGCAGCUGCUAGAAAAGAGGAUUAUUUACGUCAUGAGAUCAGUGAACUCCAGCAGAGACUCCAGGAAGCAGAGAAUCGAAACCAAGAACUGAGUCAAAGUGUUUCAUCAACAACAAGACCAUUGCUUCGACAGAUAGAAAAUUUGCAAGCAACUCUAGCGUCCCAGACGUCAUCAUGGGAGAAGUUAGAGAAGAAUCUUUCUGAUAGACUUGGUGAAUCCCAGACCUUGUUGGCAGAAGCAGUUGAGAGAGAACGUGCGGCCACAGAAGAACUUCUUGCCAACAAAAUUCAAAUGUCUUCCAUGGAGUCACAGAAUUCUCUCUUAAGACAAGAAAAUAGUAGAUUUCAGGCCCAGCUAGAAUCAGAGAAAAAUAGGCUAAGAAAACUAGAGGAUGAAAAUAAUAGGUACCAGGUUGAAUUAGAAAACCUAAAAGGUGAAUAUGUAAGAACACUUGAAGAGACAAGGAAAGAAAAGACACUGUUGAAUAGUCAGUUAGAAAUGGAGAAAAUGAAAGUUGAACAGGAAAGGAAGAAAGCAAUUUUCACUCAAGAAGCAAUAAAAGAAAAGGAACGGAAGCCAUUUUCUGUUUCUAGCACUCCCACAAUGUCACGCUCAAGUUCGAUAAGUGGAGUUGAUAUGGCAGGGCUACAAACAUCUUUUAUGUCUCAGGAUGAGCUUCAUGAUCACUCAUUUGGACCAAUGUCUGUGUCAGCAAAUGGAAGCAAUCUUUAUGAUGCUGUAAGGAUGGGAGCAGGAUCAAGCAUUAUUGAAAAUCUACAGUCUCAGCUAAAGCUAAGGGAAGGAGAAAUUACUCAUUUACAGCUAGAAAUUGGCAAUCUAGAGAAAACACGCUCCAUAAUGGCUGAAGAGCUAGUUAAAUUAACAAAUCAAAAUGAUGAACUUGAAGAGAAAGUGAAGGAGAUACCCAAACUUCGAACUCAGCUAAGAGAUUUGGAUCAAAGAUACAACACUAUUCUGCAGAUGUAUGGAGAAAAAGCAGAAGAGGCAGAAGAACUUCGAUUAGAUCUUGAAGAUGUAAAAAAUAUGUAUAAAACUCAAAUAGAUGAACUUUUAAGACAAAGGCUCAGUUAACUUCUGAAAAUUACAUUCCCAUCGAACUGAAUGUAAACAUUUAAUAUCUAAGUACAGAUAUCCAAUGAAUUCUUUUAUAGAAUUAGAAAGUGGAAUUUACUGUAGCAUUCAAAAAUUGAAAAAAAUUGUUUUAUAGUAUAUAGUAAUAUUUCCAGUUAAAUUAUUUUGUGCAGUAUUUGAACUUUAUUUUUAAAACUAUUCUUUAAAGAUUUAUUUUUUACAGUCUUUUUUUUUUUUUGCCUUGAAUAGCACAGAGAUUUAUUACUUUAUCCUCAUGUCAAUAUGGUUAGGGAAGGAGAAUGGUGUUAUAUAUUGUAGAUAUAUAACUAAUUGUGUCUAUAAUUUAUAUGUUUUUGUAUAUAUUGAGAACAUUUAAAGAGUGAUAGUAACAUAUUGACACUUUGAAAUCUUUCACACUUAAGUCUUCAGUACGUCUAAUUACUAUUUAUGAAAAUGGACAUUGUGUUCAAGUAAAAAAAUUAUUAAACCUGCAGUUAUUAAAUCUUGAACUCAUAUUUUUCUUUUGGAAAAAAAUCACUCUCUGAAGUUUAAAGGAUAAAUAAUUUAAACUUUAAAAGUUUUGUGGUCUCAAAUUUUAUUUCACUCACAAUUAAGUCUGUACAAAUUUUGGUACCUAUUUGGAGAAAGCUAUAGCUAUUCAAAGUUAUCUAGGCAUAAUUGAAUAGUGGAAAAAUCUACUUACAGUCAUUUUGUGAUGGUAUCAUUAACAUUUUAGUAGUUUUGAAGAUGUAUUGUUUUACUACCCUAUAA